CAGACCCACCCCUAAAGGCUAAAAGCUCAGCUCCACUACAAACAACUGUAACCAGGAGGAGUAAGAAAAGAAACCUUCAUAUUCUCUCUCUAAAAUCUAUACAUCUAACUUUCUCUCUCUAGAAAGAAAAGAAAAGAAAGUAAACAAACAUGCAGAGGCAGUCACUGGGAUCACCAUCUUCAAAGCUCGUAGCGAAAGACGAGCAGCUCAUCAUCACAAAUGAAAUUACCCAGCUGAAUAACAACAAGCAAUUCCCACCAUCAAUCUCCAAUAAUAUUACUGGAUUUAUGUUGUUUUCUCAAGAACAAGAAGAAGAAGAAGAACAGCUGAAGAAGAAGAAGAAGAAGAUGAAGAAAAAGAAUUCUUCAUACAUUCACCUAAUUCCAAUGCUCACUCUCCUCUGCUUUCUCAUUCUUUAUCUCUCCUCCCACAACCCUUCUCAAACUGAUUUGGCGCAGUUCAAUGGGUUCAAGGCAUUUUCCAACACUGCAGCAGAUUUGGAAGACAGUAUUUCAGAGUUGCAACGAGUAGUGGAUAUUAAGAAAGGGGAUAUCUUGGUGGUACGGAGCUUAAAGAAUUUCAAGCCGGCGACGGCGGCGGCGGAAGAAGCCACCGCCAUACACCGGCGGCUCCACCGCAAAAUCGCCCGUAAUUUCUAGGCCGCGUUAUCUGCUCAUUACAUUGUCUCUUUUUUUUCUUGAAAAUUAUAGUGUCGGUGGGGGAGUUUAAUUUGGCAGAUAGUAUAAUGAGAUGGAGUUGAUUUUCUUUGUGAAUUAAUGGAAAUUCUCAACUAUUACCAAAUUGUUGACGUGUGAUUUUUUUGUGUUUAUUCCUUUAUAUAUAUGAAUUAUUUAUUCUU
Erythranthe guttata (spotted monkey flower) is the source of this 859-nucleotide messenger RNA. RefSeq names its product ribosome maturation factor. The record is from RefSeq and is a predicted model, not a curated record. NCBI's taxonomy places the organism in Eukaryota, Viridiplantae, Streptophyta, Magnoliopsida, Lamiales, Phrymaceae.